Molecule: messenger RNA, 1271 nt
Organism: Uloborus diversus
Lineage: Eukaryota; Metazoa; Arthropoda; Arachnida; Araneae; Uloboridae
Exons: 4
Coding region: 132-1067 (311 amino acids)
Molecular function (GO): protein binding
Source: RefSeq, a predicted model, not a curated record
UGUUUAUUACCAGCGUCAGCGUGCGCUUUUUUCUUUCGUUCUUAUUAAAUAAAUCCGUUUAAAUCAUCUUUAUUUUCCUUCCCGUUUCACUAAUUUGCUGUUUUGAUUACGUCAACAAGCUGUCACAAAUAAUGGCAAGCCCAAGGAAGAGACAGCGUGUGAAUCCUGCAGAAGAAUCCCUAAGACGAGUGUCAAGAGGUGUGGCAGAAGUUGAUUCCGAAGGGAGGACCCAGUUGCACCUUGCAGCAGAAAGAGGAGACUCAAAGAGGAUCAGGGAGCUGCUAGAAUUGGGAUAUAAUCCCCACGUCAUUGAUAAUUUUUUAUGGAGGCCGAUUGUCUCGGCCCUUAUUCACAAAAAAGAAGCAGCUGCUGAGAUCCUGACCGAAUUCGAUGCUAAACUCUGCUUGCAAACUCUGUAUAUAGCUGCUUGUCGCGGUUUUUGGACUGCUGCUAGACUCCUGCUUCUGAGAGGCCUGCAUCCACAAGAGAAGACAAAAGAUCAGCCUGAAGCCAAUGGAAAGGAUACUCUGGACCAAGUCUUCGCGAAUUUUGACUAUGAACCAGAUGAAUCCGAACCUGAUGAUGAAGUUUACGAAAAACUUCUAGAAAUUGUUAUUGCGUCAUACAUCUGGAAAAACAUGAAAAUAGACUUUUCAAGAUUGCAGGACAGACCGAAAAGAAAACAAAGAUGCAUGCGAAUUGUCUCACAAUGUGAGACUGAAAUGCGAAGGAUGAGAGACACCCGGGUAGUAGAGGGAUCGCAGGUGUUCUUCUUUGACAUCGCUGCACGACCCACCCGCAGGGUGUCCAUCUAUCUGGACAACCCAAGAAUUCGCGAGGUGCUCCACUCAGAUCGCAUCACUGCUGACUUCCCCUAUUACGGCCCUUUUAUCGCCUUAAAAAUCUGGAAGGCUGAGGAGAGGAAGGCUUUACGAGAUAAAUUUCUUUACUGCUUCACCCGAAAGUUACAUAUUCUGCCGGACACCUUUGCAGAUAUGCUUCUUCGGGUUCUCCGUGACAAUGAAUUGGAAAGUUUCAUCCAGGCCUUCCGAAGUGAGCAGCAGUGAACCUAAAAAAUAACUAUCGGGGAGUAGGCAAGCUUGCCGACAGGGGCAUAGAAUUUUUUUUUUUAAAUUUAUAAGUUUCCCUUUCUCCAAUUUUCAGUUUUUAUUGAACAUUAAAGUAAUCAUUCUCUGAAUAACUUGUAAUUUUGCUUAUGUUUUUUAAUGUUUGUAUAUGUAAAGUUUUGUAAAUAAAAGUUUUUAAAAGGU